Molecule: messenger RNA, 1656 nt
Organism: Cyclospora cayetanensis
Lineage: Eukaryota; Apicomplexa; Conoidasida; Eucoccidiorida; Eimeriidae
Exons: 7
Coding region: 1-1656 (551 amino acids)
Biological process (GO): rRNA processing
Molecular function (GO): holo-[acyl-carrier-protein] synthase activity; magnesium ion binding; metalloendopeptidase activity
Source: RefSeq, a predicted model, not a curated record
AUGACAGCAGAGACGUCGGCAUGCCGUUUGCCGCAUGCCUUCUGCACUUCUGCGUGCGGCAGCCCUCCUCCCGCCAGCCUGCGCAGCUUCAGCAGCAACACUAAACCCAGGGAAGGCGUCAUCAGACAGGCUCGACGCUACGACACUCUGCUGCAUCCAUUCGAACAGGCUGCUCUCGCAGAAGCAGCGACGCCUCAGAGAGACAGCAGCAGAAACUGCAGCAGCGACGGCUGCUGCGUUGUCACGCUGUCGGGUGUGGAAGAGCUCAAAGGGAUCUCAGAUCCUGAAGGAUUGCAAACCUUUGGGGUUGGAGUCUUGCAGUCUCUCGGCCUGAAGAAAAGCCACGUGCAUGUCCGCUGUGUUGGCGAGAAGGAAAUGCAACAGAUUCGCAAUGCGUAUCCUCCAAGGCGUGGGAGCAGUUGCGCUGGCAAAGGCAGCAGGAGCAGGAGCAGGAGCGGCAGUUUCCGCGACUCCGAAGCGACAGACGCAUUAUCCUUUGCCGCAGUAGAUUCAGAACGGUUUCGAAAGCGGCGAGAGAUUUUUCUGAGGGCAGCUCGAUUGGCAACGCAUGCGGCUGUGGCAGAGAGCGCGGCAGCGAUGCAGGCAGCAGAAUUCAGAGAUCAGAUGCAUCAGGAACUGCGGUGUAUCCGCAGGCGGACUCGGCAAACGUUUUUAGGAGACAUUUUUUUGUGCCCCUCUGUGGUGUACAGACAGCAGCAAGAGGAUAGGAAGCAGGCUGAAGCGGCUGCUUUGCAAGACGCCGAAUGCGAGACCCUCCCUUCCAAAGGGGUGCUUCGGCGUCUGCUUCAGUCUGGACUUACGGAGGAGAGGCUUCAACUCCUCGUUGUACACUCCAUGUUGCACCUCAUUGGGUUUGCACACGCCACGCCAGAGGAGACUGCGGAUAUGCGGGAAGCCGAGGAGUUCUUGUGUCUCUUGACGCCGCCCAGCCCCUUCAAGCUUCGCGUGGCUGGCGUGGGUACAGACAUCGUGUCCACUGACAGAUUUCAGAGAACGAUCCGCUCCCUGCUCGCCGCAGACGAACUAGCGGCAAAUAGGGCUUUGCAGACGCACCCGCCGGAGGCUGCAUGCACAGCAGCUGCAGGAACUGCCCCUGCUGUGCAUGCAGCCUCCGGCGGGUGCACCUGCAGUGCCAUGUGUCGGUACACGUCGCGGCUGUUGUCUCCUAUUGAGGCCGCUCAGUUGCGGAGGCUACAGCCAACACUUUUCGCUGCGCACUGGACCUUGCGGCGGCAACAGCGAAAGCCGCAACAGCUGCAGGGCAUGCAGAGCACCCCCUCUACCACCCUCAGCAGCAGCACAGCGACAAAAACACCUUCUUCCUCCGACGUGGGAAGGCCUGCUCCUGCUCCUGCUCCUGCGGCAGCCAUCCGAAGUGCAGCGAGGUUCUUAGGGAGACGCUUUGCUGCGAAGGAAGCAGCAGCAAAGGCUCUCGGGGUUGGCCUCCGCAUCCUGAGCCCAGGCGGCUUGUCUCUCAGUGAAAUAGAAGUGCAGCACUUGGCAGAGGGGAAGCCGCUUCUGCUCCUGCGAAACAAGGCCGAAGCCAUGCGGCGCUUAAGGCAUGUGAGGGCCAUGCUUCUCUCUAGCGCAGAUGAUGCUGGCAUCGCAACUGCGCAGGUUAUUGCGUGCUGCUGA